Vigna unguiculata (cowpea) is the source of this 775-nucleotide messenger RNA. RefSeq names its product calmodulin-like protein 3. The record is from RefSeq and is a predicted model, not a curated record. NCBI's taxonomy places the organism in Eukaryota, Viridiplantae, Streptophyta, Magnoliopsida, Fabales, Fabaceae. Gene Ontology annotation, molecular function: calcium ion binding.
CUUUCUUUCUUCCGGGAAAUCUUAAAGCAAAAGUUGUCACACCUCUCCCCUUGUAUCACGUUCAAGGGUUGACGCUUAUGCUUGAAGCUCAGAAAAAGUCUCUGAAUUUGUUGUCUAUAAAUUAGACAUUGGAUCUUAGAACAAGUCAUCCACAAUACAAGUUCAUGUACUAUUUCCCUUGUACAGACAUCAGCAACAUGGAGAACAAACAUGGUAAUACAACCUUAUUUUUGCUCUUUCUAUGUCAUGGAAUCUUAACGUGGAAUGUUAGAGCAAAGGGUUUGUUGUCAUUCUUGUUUUUCUUCAAGUCUGUGUUUAGCUACGUGGCUCAAAAAUGGAAGACGUGGAUGAAUAGUAGAGUGGAGUCAAGUUGUGAAGGUGUGAAGCAGGGCUUGGACUACAUUGAGAGAGGGCUUAGAGUGUGCAAAGAAGACGUGGUUUUGGUGAUGGAAAAGUUAGGGAUGAUUGUUGAAUGUGAAUGUGAUGGGAUUGGGGAAUGUGCUGUCGAAGAAAUUGAGGAAUUGUUUGACGAAGAUGUCACCUUGUCGGAGGUAGAAGCAGCCUUUGACGUGUUUGACGAAAACAAAGAUGGGUUUAUAGAAGCGAGAGAGUUGCAGAGAGUGUUGUGCUCUCUGGGGUUAGAGAAAGAUUUGAUGGAGUGUCAGAAAAUGAUCAAUGCAGUUGAUAAAAAUGGUGAUGAACUCGUUGAUAGAACUGAGUUUCAGAGAAUUAUGGAACAGAGUUUUGGGUGAAAGUUUUUCACUUUUUAUGAAUC